ACAGAGAGUAACUAGGACAGUGUCAUACUUUCUGCACUACAGGAACUAUAUGUUACCUUGGCAGUUACCCUAUCAGCAUUUAUCAACAUUGUCAAUGUUAUCAGCCAAGACACUUUGACACUAAAAGGGUAAUUCAUGCAUAAAUUAAAUGUUGUGAUUUGCCAGAUCCCAUUUUGGAUUGAGCUUCUUCUUGUUGCAGUACACAGCCUCAGUCCCAGAGAACCAGAUGCCUGCCUUAGUGGUGGUGAUGGUGAUGGCUGUGACAGAUGCUGACUACCCCCAUUCACCAGCCUGGAGGAGCCGGUUCAGAAUUGUACAGGGAGACACCGAUGGCAAGUUCAACAACUCCACUGGACCUACCGGAGACCAGGGAAUCAUCACCACCGCCAAGGAUUUGGACUAUGAGAGUGUUACUGUGUUCAGUCUGUUGGUGGUGGUGGAGAAUGAGGUGGUGGUCUCUUGUGGACAGUGACCUGGUCCUCUACACAGCCAUUGACCCAGACACCACCAUGGCACAGACGGUCAGGUACAGGAUGGCCAGUGACCGUGGUGGGUGGCUGAGCCUCAAUGAGACCACUGGUCAGCUCCAGAUCAGGAAUCCUAUGGACAGAGAGUCUCCUUUAGUUACAGAUGGCACAUACACAGCUCUCAUCCUAGCUAUUGACAAUGGUGAGGUCCCAGCCACAGGCACAUGGUCCCUAGUGAUUGAGCUAGAGGAUGUAAACGACAAUGCUCCGACCAUUGACCCUCCGCAGCCGGCAGCCCCAGUUGCUGGACAUCUCCGUCGGAGACCCCGACGGGCCCAGCCUGUCCCAGCCCUUCAAAACAGAGCAAGUGGGACUGUCUCAGAAAUACUGGAGCGUCCGCAUGAACGACAACCAUGAGUGAAUGACUGAGUGAGUGACUGCAUGUGUGUCUGAUUUUAUUGUAACUGUUGUGUUGUGCUUUUUGGGUAUUGCCAUAUGAAAACUGGCAUUCAACUUUGUGGGGUUUUAUGUGUUGUCAGAGAGCAGUGUCAUUCUGAGUAUGAGGUCAUCUCUAAAGGUGGGCCGUUAUGACCUGGUGCUGAGGGUUUACGACAAUGAGUGCCUCUAACAGGACACCUCAUUACAUUCACAGGUACAUUAUAAAUUACAGUUUCCUAAAAACAAUAUACAUACACUCUGUAUUUAUACAUCCAGAGUUACAGAGAUGAUAAAAAAGAAAGAUAGAGAAUAAAGUUCUUAAAGUGUACAGGCACUAGGAGUCAUCAUUCUACAACAAUACAAUUAUAAAUCAA
Messenger RNA from Salvelinus sp. IW2-2015, 1279 nucleotides. RefSeq lists its product as uncharacterized. The record is from RefSeq and is a predicted model, not a curated record. NCBI's taxonomy places the organism in Eukaryota, Metazoa, Chordata, Actinopteri, Salmoniformes, Salmonidae. Gene Ontology annotation, molecular function: calcium ion binding. Gene Ontology annotation, cellular component: cell-cell junction; plasma membrane. Gene Ontology annotation, biological process: homophilic cell-cell adhesion.